This is a messenger RNA of Gekko japonicus, 2146 nucleotides long. It is a transcript of the gene HAPLN2, whose product is annotated as hyaluronan and proteoglycan link protein 2. Gene Ontology annotation, molecular function: hyaluronic acid binding. The record is from RefSeq and is a predicted model, not a curated record. Gene Ontology annotation, biological process: cell adhesion. Bases 458 to 1486 code for a protein of 342 amino acids. The transcript has 6 exons. Lineage: Eukaryota; Metazoa; Chordata; Lepidosauria; Squamata; Gekkonidae.
GAUGGAAAAGAAGCCAAGGUGGUAGUUCCCUGGUUAAGAAUGAGGAAUGAAAUUUCACCGGCCUCCAGAGUUUAGAACAUCAUCUUUGGCCAUUAUCUAAGCCCUUCAAGAUCUCCAGGGAUGAUGACAGCACCAUACAGUCUUCUCUAUGAGGCACCACAAGUGUUGACAUAGCCAUUGAACAAGCAGAUGUCCAGAAGGCUGCUCACCCGGUGACUCUCGACUUGCAUCAUUGGUAGAGGUAACCUUUCUUUUUGACCCAUGCAGCAGGGAUUACUUGCCACCAGAUGGAGGAAUGAUGAGCCAGGGAGACCCAUUCCUAGACCUGUUUUGGACCCUGAGAUGAGACGUUACAAGUUUGGUAUCCUCCACCAUCUACAUCUGUCUUCCUAUCAAGGUUGCUAGAGGAUUUAACCCCCUAUGUAGAUAAGGCGAGCCCCUUCUCUAUCAUCAAAGCAUGCACCAUCUGCUAGUCUUGGCAUCCUUUUGUCUUUCCUCUCUUCCUGGGAGCUCAGCAAUAUACCAAAGGCCAACAUACCCAGCAACACCACCACCUCUCCAACAUUUGCUGGACCCAAUAAACAAGAUUGUGCACACCCAGAGAGGGGCUACCGUCACCUUGCCCUGUGUUCUGAGGGCACCGCUCCCCCAAAACUAUAAGGUGAGAUGGAGCAAGGUGGAGCCGGCUGAAUACAUGGAGGUCGUGAUCCUGAUCACCAACGGGGCCCAUCAUAAGACCUACGGUCCGCUGGGCAGCCGGGUCCGCUUAAGGCGCAGCCACCGCUACGACGCCUCUCUGACCAUCUCCAAUGUGGCUCUGGAAGACGAAGGACGCUACCGCUGCCAGCUGAUCAAUGGCCUGGAAGAUGAGAGUUUGUCUCUUGUACUGCAGUUAGAGGGUGUUGUCUUUCCAUACCAGACCAGCCACGGGCGCUACAAAUUCAACUAUUUUGAGGCCAAACAAGCAUGUCAGGGACAGGACUCCAGGCUGGCCACAUAUGGACAGCUGUACAAAGCAUGGACUGAAGGACUGGACUGGUGCAAUGCAGGCUGGGUCAUGGAAGGGACUGUACAUUAUCCGAUAAUUAACUCCCGUGAGCCCUGCGGGGGCCGUCUCCUUCUCCCUGGUGUCCGGAGCUAUGGGUCCAAGGACAAGUCAAAGGAUCGGUUUGAUGCCUUCUGCUUCUCUUCCGCUGUGAAAGGCCGUGUUUACUUCAUCCGGGGCCACCUGAAUUUCAAGGAGGCCACUCAGGCUUGCCAGAAAGAUGGCGCCACUGUUGCCAAGGUUGGGCAGUUGUAUGCAGCAUGGAAGUUUUCCCAUCUGGAUCGCUGUGAUGGAGGCUGGCUAGAUGAUGGCAGCGUGCGCUACCCAAUUAUCACUCCCCGCACUGGCUGUGGGGGUCUCCCUGAUCCUGGUGUCCGCAGUUUUGGCUUCCCCAGCAAGUUGCGGAAGAAGUAUGGUGUCUACUGCUUUUCAGUGAAGUAGAGAAGAUGAGAGACAGAGGCUAAGAAGUGUUCUCCUGACUUGAGGGGACAACUACGCCCAACUUUGUUCCUUGGGCUUCGCACACAAAAUGGGUACUUUGUACAUAAUAUCUCUUUCCCAGGGAGGUGUUGAUGUCCAUUGUUUAACAGGGACUAGUACCUUUGCUAGCUCAGACUUUUCCUUUCUCUCUGCUGGAAAGCUAAAGAAGGAACUCAUGUUUCAGGCAUAUCUGAAUCAGCCAACUUUUCACAGCUGUAAACAUAUUUCAGAAGUACUUCAUUCAAGUUGCUCCUAGUCUGAUGUCUUGUCCCAAUUAAUACUACACUUUAAUCUUCCCAGCGAGGUACUAACUUCACCAUGCUGUCCUUUCACGCUGCAAAGGAGCACCUUGCACAAAUUUUCCAACAUGUUUUCCAGUCUGUCCAUUCUUCUGUCCUUCUUUCUACAUAACUACCAGGUACUUUUGAAGGUAUAAACCAGCUAUCUUAUUAUAACUUUUUCUUGCUGAUCAUGUAUACCCCCCAAGCAUUUAUUUAUUUACUUGAUUUAUAGUCUGUCUUUCUUGCUGAGGCUUACAGUGAAUUAUAAUUAAAAAACGACGUGCUAGAACAGUAUAAUACACGCAAGCAUUUUAUGGUCCUGGAGAGACAUCCCACCUGA